CGUGGGCACGUCGGUGCGUGCGUCGCGUCUCCACCCCCCGCCCCGGUAACCGGGGAAGUGGCGGCGGCGGCUGCGGGGCCGGCGGUAUAUAGGGGACAUCAUGAAUUGGAAUAAAGGUGGACCUGGUACUAAGAGAGGCUUUGGGUUUGGUGGAUUUGCCAUAACCCCUGGGAAGAAAGAGGAGCCAAAGCUUUCUCAGCAGUCCCACAGUGCUUUUGGCACAGCCGGUUCCUCGGCAGCGUUUGCAAAAUCAGGGCCUCCUCAGCUGCCUUCCUUCUACAAAAUCGGGUCAAAGAGAGCAAAUUUUGAUGAGGAGAAUGCAUACUUUGAGGAUGAAGAGGAAGAUUCCAGCAAUGUGGAAUUGCCCUACAUUCCUGCAGAGAAUUCCCCCACUCGGCAGCAGUUCCAUUCCAAAUCUGCAGACUCCGACAGCGAUGAUGAUCCUCUGGAAGCAUUCAUGGCUGAAGUGGAGGAUCAAGCUGCUCGAGACAUGAAGAGACUGGAAGAYAAAGACAAAGAAAAAAAGAACGUUAAGGGUAUUCGAGAUGACAUUGAAGAGGAAGAUGACCAAGAAGCGUAUUUUCGCUACAUGGCUGARAACCCCACUGCUGGUGUGGUGCAAGAGGAGGAAGAGGAUAACCUGGAGUAUGACAGUGAUGGGAAUCCAAUUGCACCGUCCAAAAAAAUCAUUGAUCCUCUUCCACCUAUUGACCAUUCAGAGAUUGAAUACCCACCAUUUGAGAAGAAUUUCUAUGAUGAGCAUGAGGAGAUCACCAGCCUGACCCCACAGCAAGUGGUGGAGCUACGGCAUAAGCUGAACCUCCGGGUCUCCGGGGCUGCUCCUCCAAGGCCUGGCAGUAGUUUUGCUCAUUUUGGAUUUGAUGAGCAACUUAUGCAUCAGAUUAGGAAAUCUGAGUAUACCCAACCCACUCCAAUACAAUGUCAGGGUGUUCCAGUGGCACUAAGUGGCAGAGACAUGAUUGGAAUAGCUAAAACUGGAAGUGGGAAAACAGCUGCCUUCAUCUGGCCCAUGCUGAUCCACAUCAUGGAUCAGAAAGAGCUUGAACCAGGGGAUGGUCCCAUUGCAGUGAUUGUCUGCCCAACCAGGGAGCUCUGCCAGCAGAUCCACUCGGAGUGCAAACGCUUUGGCAAGGCCUAUAACCUGCGCUCYGUGGCUGUGUACGGAGGAGGGAGCAUGUGGGAGCAAGCCAARGCCCUGCAGGAGGGGGCAGAGAUCGUGGUCUGCACACCAGGUCGUUUGAUUGAUCACGUGAAAAAGAAAGCUACAAACCUUCAGAGAGUCACUUACCUUGUGUUUGAUGAAGCUGACAGAAUGUUUGAUAUGGGGUUUGAAUAUCAGGUCAGAUCAAUUGCAAGCCACGUACGUCCUGACAGACAGACCCUCUUGUUCAGUGCCACGUUCCGUAAGAAGAUUGAGAAAUUGGCCCGGGAUAUUCUGAUUGACCCAAUUCGUGUUGUGCAAGGAGACAUUGGGGAGGCAAAUGAAGAUGUCACUCAGAUUGUGGAGAUUUUCCCCUCUGGGCCCAGCAAGUGGAACUGGCUGACGCGGCGCCUGGUGGAGUUCACMUCCUCUGGGAGUGUCCUCCUCUUUGUCACCAAGAAAGCCAACGCAGAGGAGCUGGCCAAUAACCUSAAGCAGGAGGAUCAUAACCUGGGGCUGCUCCACGGGGACAUGGACCAGAGUGAGAGGAAUAAAGUCAUUUCAGAAUUYAAGAAAAAGGGGAUCCCCAUAUUGGUAGCAACCGAUGUGGCAGCUCGAGGUUUGGAUAUCCCUUCCAUCAAGACUGUCAUCAACUACGACGUGGCUCGGGACAUAGACACCCACACGCACCGGAUCGGCCGCACCGGCCGUGCAGGGGAAAAGGGAGUUGCCUACACUCUGCUGACCCCCAAGGACAGCAACUUCGCUGGUGACCUUGUCAGAAACCUGGAGGGUGCCAACCAACAUGUCUCCAAAGAGCUGCUGGAUCUGGCAAUGCAGAAUCCAUGGUUCCGGAAAUCCCGUUUUAAAGGAGGGAAGGGCAAGAAGCUGAAUAUYGGUGGUGGUGGCUUGGGAUACCGCGAACGCCCUGGGCUGGGCUCAGAAAAUUCUGACCGUGGAAACAACAACAGUGUGAUGAGCAACUACGAGGCCUACAAGCCCUCCACGGGGGCCAUGGGGGACAGGCUKACAGCAAUGAAAGCAGCUUUCCAGUCCCAGUACAAAAGUCACUUUGUUGCUGCAAGUUUAAAUAACCAAAAGACUGGGAGCUCUGCYGCUGGUGCCAGCGGCUGGACCAGCGCCGGGAGCCUGAACUCCGUCCCGACGAGUUCAGCGCAGCAAAACGCCACCAAUCCCGACAGCCCCAUCGCAGCCACCGCGGCRGCAAAGGGCGUCCCGGGCUUCACCAGCAGCGGCAAUUUGAGCAGCGUUCCCACCUUCCCGAGUGUCGGAGCGCAGGGCUUCAACAACACAAAUGCCGGCGCCAACAGUCGAGARGGCGGUGGCGGUGGCGGCGGUGGCGUCGUCAGAGAACGGUACAACGACAACCGGAACAGUCGGCACUGUGAGGCCCCGCGGCGCGGCGAGGGCGGUGGCCGUGCUGAUGGCGGUGGCCGUGCUGAUGGCGGUGGCCGUGGAGAGGCCGGUGGGCGUGCUGAUGGUGGUGGCCGUGCAGAUGGCGGUGGCCGUGCAGAUGGCGGUGGCCGCUACAACGACACCCAGCGCUACAACGACACCCAGCGCUACAACGACACCCAACGUUACAACGAUGCCCAACGCUACGACACCCAACGUUUCAAUGACUCCCAACGUUACAACGAUGCCCAACGUUUCAAUGAUGCCCAACGCUACAAUGACACCCAACGUUAUAACGAUGCCCAACGUUACAACGAUGCCCAACGUUUCAAUGAUGCCCAACGUUAUAACGACACCCAACGUUACAACGACACCCAACGUUAUAAUGAUGCCCAACGUUACAAUGACACCCAGCGUUACAACGAUGCCCAGCGCCACGGCGAAGGCGGUGGCCGCCACGGUGACCCUUCCCGGCACAGCGACGGCCGCCACGGUGACCUCCAUCGCCACGGCGAGGGCCGGCACUUCACCGACUUCCCGGGCGGCAGCGGCAACCGCAACAACGGUGACAGCAGGAACAGCACGGAAGGGAGGAACAGCGAGAGCAGGAACGGAGAGAACAGGAAGGAUGCCAACAGCCGAGAAAACAAAACAGAUGGUUUUGCUGUCCCAGAGCCCCCAAAAAGGAAGAAAAGCCGGUGGGACAGUUAAAAGCUGGGGGUUCACAGCCUGGAAUCUCUGCAGGUAGUGUUGUCUUUUUCCAGAGGAUUUCUUGGGGUUUUUGGUAACUGGUUGUUCAGCAGCUGGGGCAGGAGAAGGAAACCUUGAGAACGCCCCAUGCAAGUUCAUCUGCGGACAGAAAUGCACACAACACUCA
Malurus melanocephalus (red-backed fairy wren) is the source of this 3455-nucleotide messenger RNA. RefSeq names its product DEAD-box helicase 42 (gene DDX42). NCBI's taxonomy places the organism in Eukaryota, Metazoa, Chordata, Aves, Passeriformes, Maluridae. Bases 101 to 3289 code for a protein of 1062 amino acids. The transcript has 18 exons. Gene Ontology annotation, molecular function: RNA binding; ATP binding; RNA helicase activity. The record is from RefSeq and is a predicted model, not a curated record.